ACACUCGCAGACCGGCACCGGUAUAUGUAGCAGUGUAUAUUUCUCUCUCUUUGGUAAACACGAAAGAAUCGCACUAAAAAUUAUACUGAUUACUGAAGCUAAAGAUUAUACCGAUACGCUCGCUACCUGCAGGCUAACUGACGCCGUAAACUGCCGUCAGGCUAAUGCUUGUUUCUGUAUUUGCUGUUGUCAAGGGGAUGCGAAAUCAGUUGUUUUCAACACACUGCUGAAAAGUAUGUUGUGGUAGCGUUCCUUUUAAAGAGUGGCUAUUCGUAAUUAACUAGUAUUUCACAAUGGAUGGAAGUGGUGACUUCCUGGCACGAUCCUGUCAAGAUGAUGGAAUACGAAUGACAAAGAAGUCCCUGCGAAAAAUCUGUAAGGAAACCAGCUUAUAUUUGACACCACAUUUAAACGACGUUUUGUAUCUACAUUAUAAAGGUUUCAGUAAAAUAGAGAACCUAGAAGAAUACACUGGACUGAAGUGUCUGUGGUUACAAAAUAAUGGCAUUGAAAAGAUUGAAAAUCUCGAAAAGCAAACAAAUUUAAAAUGUCUCUUUUUACAUUAUAAUUUAAUUGAGAAAAUCGAAAAUUUAGAAGUGCUGCAAGAGUUAGACACGGUGAAUUUGAGCUAUAAUUCAAUUAGAAAAUUGGAAAAUUUAGAUACUUUGCCAGUAUUGAAUUCAUUGUACAUAACACACAACAGACUUGAAACUGUUGAAGACAUAGAAAUUCUGGCAAAAUGCAAACAGCUGAGUGUUUUGGACUUGUCCUUCAAUCGUUUGGACAGCCCUGACAUUGUUAAUGUGCUUGGUGCAAUGGAAAACCUCAGAGUUCUGACUCUGACAGGAAAUCCUGUACUCAAACACCUUUCCCCAUACAGAAAGCUACUAAUAAUGAACUGCAAACAAUUAUUACAUCUAGAUGAACGUCCUAUAUUUGAUAAAGACAGAGCAUGCACCGAAGCAUGGUUUGCAGGUGGAGAGGAAGCAGAAAGGAAAUUAAGGCAAAAAUUUAUACAAGAUGAGCAAGACAGAUGCCUCAGAAGUGCUUUGGCACUUGUAGAAAUGCGAAACAAAAAGGUUGCAGAGAGAGCUGCACAAGUAGCUGAUGACACACUGCAGUGUAUUGCAUUACUAUUUUCAGAAUAUUCCCAGGUGUCCUACACUAACUACACUUUUGGGACACCAGAAGAUGCACCAUUAGACACUACAGACAGCCAUUCUGAAGAUGUAAAAAAUAGAAACAUUAAUGAUGAGAAAACUGAACAAAAUGUACAAGAGCUUGGAAAGCCAACGGUUUUAAAAGAGGCUAAUGAUGCAGAGUCCAAGCAAAAUGUUGCCCCCAACAACUGUGCAUUUAGUUUAAAUGAUAUUAAUACUGAAGAUAAAAGUACCUUUGAAAGCUAUAACAAAGGAACUGUAGUGGUUAGAGAACAAGAAAAUCUAGGAACUUUAGAACAAUGUGAAAAGACACAUGAGAUGGAUGGAUGUAAGACCAGUGUAUGUGAGGGAAUCAAAACACAUGACACUUAUUCUGCAAAUAAUACAGAAUGUACACAGACUGAGGUAGAAUAUAGUUACUGCCAAGUUUGCACUGAAAAUACAGCAGGAGAAAAGGAGAAGAUUGUGAAGGAUAGUAGGGAAGGUGAAUGUAAUAGCUCGGCUUACUGUGAUAGUGGAAAUGCAAUAGUUUAUGACUGCACAACAGAACAUGAGGUAAAAUGCCAUAGCAAAAAAGUUGUUCCUGAUAUUUCAUGUGAUAUUCAGUUUACAGUAUAUAAAGAAGGAAACAGCACAAUAUGCAAUAUUAGCAGUUCCACCCCUGAAAAAAUGAAACCAGAUUGUUCUAGCAAUGGAGCUUUGGAAAAAGAAAGUCAUAACUCCAGAGUUGAUUGUAAUGUUACUGAAGAAGUUUACGGAGCCAGUGAAUCACUUGUCUUUUGUGCCUCUGAGGAAAAUAUGUUACUGCAUGAUAGUGAUAUACCAACAAAUCUAUGCUGUCUGGAACUUGAAGUCAUCAAUGAUGCUCAAAAUCAAAUAUCUGCUUGUGGUCCUCAACAAGAUAAUGUUGCAGAUGAAUAUGAUGCUGAUAGAAUAGUGGCCCAAAGGACUAAAGAAGAUGAAUGUAUUGCAAUGGAGAAAGAGGAGCAGCAGAUUGAUAAUGCAGAUUAUGGAGAUGAAAGGACAACUUGCUGUAGGGAUCAAAUCUUACCUUGUACACCUUUUACUAAAGGAGCACAUUUGGAAAGGGAAACUAGAAACAUUUUAGAAUACAAUAAACAAACUACAAUUGUCACAUGUAAAGCAGAUGUGUGUGCCCUUGCCUUACAUAAUAAAGAAAAAGUUUCUGAAGUAGCAACUGAUUCUGUUCUGCCAGUUAAUGCAGAAUCAGAGAAAAAUACAUGUGACAGUGACACAGUAAGUUGUGAAUGCAAGAGAACUUGCCAAGAAACCAGCCCUUCUCCCCCCAUGAAAAGACUUGACCAAGAAAACAAAAUACAUAUUCAACUAUUUGAGGAAUCAGAGUGUCUUGAUAACAAAACAAUAGCUUCACUUCACAAUGACAGUACAUUGCCACAAAAUGUAGAGUGCAUGUAUUCAGACCUGGUUUCCCAAAAACAAGAAAUGUCUAACUGUUCUCAGCAAUUUCCAGAAAAUGUGCAAGAUAAUAAUUCCAAUCCUACCUGGAUGACAGGCUACAAGAAAAAUGAUAUAUCCUUGGACAAAGAAACAAAAAAAUUAAGUGAGAAUCCAUAAUAUACUUCUGUGCUUUUAAAAUAUAUAAACAUAUUAUUUUACAACCUAUCAAAAAACUGUUGUUAAUUCAUCAUUCCCAAAUAGUCUGAAGACUGCGUGAAGAUGGAUGGUCAUAUUGUGUGUUUCUGUUCGAUUUACAAAGGAUAAUUUUGCUUAUGCGAGAUUGUUUUUGACAGAAUAAUAUAUUUACAGUCAAAUUGAAAUUAAUUGUGAUAUUGGAAAAUGUACACAACAAAAAUUUUAACUAAAAGUGAGAAAAAUGUAUGUUUAAAUUGAAAUAUAAUUUUGUAUUUUGUUAAUCAGAUUGCUUUAUGGUGGGUGUAGAGAUGAUUUCUGGCAACAAUUGGAUUACAUUUCAACACCAUAAAAUGUAAAUAAUUAUUCUCACUGCCUAAUAAAAUGCAUAAUACACCACAUAUUUGGUAAAGGAAGAAUGUACUUCUUAUGGAAAGCACUUACUUGUAACAUAGUUAAAUUGAGUAUAUGAUGAAAACACUGUCUUCCACUUAAAUGUAAAAAUAUGUUCUCAAUAUGUGGUAAAAUGUUUGUGCUAACAUGGCCACUUGUGCGAUAAUGUUGCCCAUCUCUUUGAACAAGCUGUAAUCUAAAAUUGUUGUCGAGUGGUGUUGCUGACUGUUAUUUACAGGUUCAACAUUAAAAAAAAACCUGCAAGUGUAGUUUGGUCAAGUGACAGAUCAAUACUUUUGUUGUUACUAACUGUUGCAUUUCAGGCUGCUGAAGAUUCAUGUGGCAUCAUUCAUGUGACCAACAUUAUGUAAUCGUAACUCACAUUUAUUAUUGGUUUAUCAAUAUUAUACACACGCUUCAAACAUGUUUUAAACUCCACCUGUCUGUCUUCUUCAAGAUUGUUAAUAAGUAUUCCCUCUUCUUUACAUACUGAUUUGUUCAAGAUUUUUUUAUAAUAUAUGCAACAAUUCCAAUGCAAACCGUCUCUUUCCUGUGAGAACAAAUUGAUAAGUUUGUGACUAUACAAAAUAUUAAUAUUUUCCAAAAAAAAGCAACUUUGUAUCUCAAGAUGCCUCCUUUCAGCUCAAGUCACCACGCCCAAUGUUUCCUCACUUUUUUUUUUAUUCUCCUAAAAAUACAAUUGUCACAGUCUCCAAAUUGUGAGUUUGUUUCUGCCAUUAUGUCUUCAUCGGACUGAGCCAAUUUUUCAUUUUGUGAUGAGCAAGAAAACGCUCAGAGCCAAGAACAUUUUCUCCACCAUAUGGUAUCAUUUCUGUAACAAUUUCUUGUAAAAUCAAUCCAUUAAUGCACAAUAAUAUGAGCCUCUGCCAGAUAGUCUAUAAAUAUUGUGUGGGUGAGUACUCCAAAAAACCUUAGCUGUGAGUUUUUGUGACAAUUUAUUUAUUUAUUUAUUUAUUUAUUGUUCCGUGGAACAAAAUUAAGGAGAAGUCUCUAUGGUC
Messenger RNA from Schistocerca gregaria, 4183 nucleotides. RefSeq names its product dynein axonemal assembly factor 1 homolog. The record is from RefSeq and is a predicted model, not a curated record. Bases 294 to 2756 code for a protein of 820 amino acids. Gene Ontology annotation, molecular function: protein binding. NCBI's taxonomy places the organism in Eukaryota, Metazoa, Arthropoda, Insecta, Orthoptera, Acrididae. The transcript has 2 exons.